Molecule: messenger RNA, 3266 nt
Organism: Diospyros lotus (date-plum)
Lineage: Eukaryota; Viridiplantae; Streptophyta; Magnoliopsida; Ericales; Ebenaceae
Exons: 3
Coding region: 494-2788 (764 amino acids)
Source: RefSeq, a predicted model, not a curated record
AGAGAGAGGGCACGACAACACGAGUACCAUAGAAGCGUAUGAUGGCCGAAGGAAGAUGGCUUUUUAAGUGGACAUGAACAGUGGGCUUGGCAGCUCUUUGUCUCUCAACCCUCCCUCCCUCUCUCUCUCUCUCUCUCUCUCUCUCACUGUUAUGUCCUCAUUUUUCUUCCUCUCUAAGGCAUGCCCCCCUCUCUCUCUCAUCUGUUCCCAACUCUCUUUUUGUGUUUAUUAUGCUUUACUGCUGCCGGUUCUUGAGUGAUCGUUCUGCUCCUUUUGCCCAUCUACUUUUUUUGAUUCUUUAAUGACUGGAAGUCCCGUUCGUUGGUCUUAGCUGACUGUUCUUCAAUAGAAUGUAUCUGCAAGAGGGGCACUUUCAGAUGAAGACUUUGAGCUCAAGGAAUUGGGAGAUAUGAUUGGCUCUACUAACUGUUUGUUGGGUUUCUCUUUGGGCUUGCUUCUCUGAGAGAGAUCUGCUGGGAUUGCAUAUCUGUUGAUGAGACUGGCCAUGGAGUUGGAAUUUGACAAAUAUUGCCGUGUCAGCGGGAGUCCAAACACUGUUCUUCCAUCCCCUCAGCAUCAUUCAAAAGUUGAGAAGAGAAGUGUUAGAGGAAAAGCUGCUUGUAAAAAUGAUGUUCUUGGACUAGAAAAGAACCUUACAGAGAUUACUUUCUGUCGGUAUCGCAGUGUAUCUUGUAAAAACAUUCCAUCUCGUUCUUCUGGGCUGGAACGGUGUGAAGUGCCAAAUCGGGGUUCUGUGUAUCAAAGUUCUCGAGAAUUAAGGAAGGUUAAUAAGAGUGGAGCUAUAGAAAGUAGGAGAAAAAUUGAAUUAUCAGGAAGCGAUGCCACUGGUUUCUCCUUGGGAAUUAUUGACUCCUUAUGUAGCUCGGAUGAGGAUUCCUUACCAAUGGAAAGGAAGAAAUCCUCAGUGAAGUGGCCAAUAGAUUCAGACUCAAGUAAAACCUCUGUUACCAUGGCCAACUUAAAACCAUGUUCUGGGGAAUUCCUUGGUCUCCAGUUCCACCAUGGUAUGGAUAAUGGUGCCUUAUCUGAUGGGCUGUCAGAAAUCCCUCUGAGCCCAAGUAGCGGAGAGCACCACGGUGCUGAAAGUGUAGCGAGAGAGCAAAUCAAGGAUCCUGACUUCAGGUGUGAAACAAUUCUUGAUCCUAUCAAUGAUGGCAAUGGCCUUCUGGAGAGAGAGAAUGCUGUUGCUUUACCCAAGUCCUUGUCUGUUAAACUGGCACUGCCUCAUUCACCUUCUUGUCCAGAAAGUGAUAGCUCCAAACCCACCAGUCCAAAGGCACGGUUCAGUCCCAUAAGAAGAAUGCUUGAUCCAUUCACGAAGUCCAAGUCUCAUCGCAAUCCUUUGGGUUCUGCGAGUGGUUCUGGUGGGUUUCUACCAGUUCGGUUGACAGAAAUCAAGAGGAACAACGUUUUGAGGAAAUCUCUGUUGAAUGAUUUCACAAACAUGUCAGGGAAACCUGAGUUUGGUUCUGAGUUUCAAAAGAAAGUUCUCUGCAGUUCAUCUGUUUCAUGUUCACCAGCUCACUUGCACGGCUCCCUCAAAUUGGAACAAAAGCAUGGGCUGCCUUCUUUUGAGUUCUCGAUGAAGUUUCCGGAAGACGUCUUUGUGGCCCAUGCAUGGAAAGCAGAUGAUGCUUUAAAUUGGGUAUACACUUUUCAUUCUUUUUACAAUAGAAGGAAGAGUAAUGCCAGUGGAUGGGGAAUGAAAGAUUGGAAAAAGGAGUCCUCCAUGGUGGGUCAGAUGCAAGUUUCCUGUUGUUUAUGUACAGAGCUAAAAGAUGCAGGGGCUUUUGACAACUCUAUGUUGACAGAGUUUGUGUUGUAUGAUGUUGCACAUGCGAGACAAAGUUUUUCUUCUCAAGGAAGCCCCGACCAGUCCCCUGAUAUCGCAAAACCAAGCAAGGUUUCUAAUCAAAGCUCAGUUGGUAGAAGUUGCGGGUUGGAUGAUGUGCCCAAUCAACUGAAGCCCAAACCUCAACCAAGACACAUCACUAACAAUGGUCAGUUUGACUCUUCUACUCUGCACCCUUGGGCAUCCACAAAUUUGCAUCCAAGCCUUGAAAUUGCAGCCAUUGUCAUACAAGUCCCAUUUGAAAACAGGGAAAGCUUGAAAUGUAAGAGUGGAGAUGCAAAAUGUGGUCAGCCACUUCCAAACUUACUCGAGCUCUCUGUAGCUGAGCACAGAAAGGAAGGCAUCCCCUAUUGUUCGAGUCCCACAAAGGUAAAUGUAGUUGUCCCUUCUGGAAACCAUGGUUUGCCCAGUACCAACAGCCGUGGUCCUUCUCCAUUACUUGAUCGGUGGAGGUUGGGCGGGGGAUGUGAUUGUGGCGGUUGGGACAUGGCUUGCCCGCUUAAUGUUUUCCAUAAUCCCCAUCUUCGGAGUCCUCAGGAUUGUUCCCUUGUCGAGAAUCAGCAGCCUUUGGAACUUUUCAUUCAGGGAGGAAAAGACGAUAUGGCAGUGUUGACCAUGACACCAGUCGAGGAGGGCCGGUACUCAGUCGACUUCCAUGCACAGUUAACAGCUCUACAAGCAUUCUCCAUCUGUGUUGCUGUCUUGCAUUGCGCAGAAGCCUCAGUUGGCGUUGGCUGGGAAAGAGACAAGCAGCUGUUGCAAUGUGACUCGCUUAGAGUUCUUAUCGGGGAGGAAGUCAAGAGUCUAAUCGAGGCUGUCACCGAGGAGGAAAAGAGAAAGCUCAGUAAGAAGAUGGAAGAAAGGCCAGCAUCUUUCAAACUCAACCCGCCCUUUUCUCCAAUUGGUCGCGUGUAGCAUUCUACCCAUCGAUGCAGUAAUUGCUUUCGCCAGAGAAUCCCGAACCUGAGUUGUCAGCCAGAUGGGAGUGGUAGUUCAUCCAUCUGAGACAAAACCUGUUGCCUCAACCGGCUUGCUGGAUCGCUGGAAACUAAAACCUAGAACUCGUCAAAUUCUUCGAAAGGGUACACCAUUUUAAUCCUUACUUUCACCAUGGUAGCAAAAUUUAGACACCAUAGAAUACUGUCUAUAUACAUAUAUUUAUGUUAGUCCAUAGAGGGAGGGGGAGGAAGAAGGAAACAUGAAAUUGUUCAGAGAUGGUAGAGAAGAGAAGCUUUAGAUUUUUUGUAGUUAAAUGUUUAUCGUUUGUUGAGGGAAUGCUGCUGCCAUGGAAGAGGUUUCACCUUGAGAAGUUCCACAGGCAGGAAGAUAUAUGUACCUCUACAAUAAUGGAAACUGGCUUACUCAUCCUGUUCUUUCUUUGUCAAUUUUCAGU